AUGGCGACCGCAAUGACACCCGGAGCAGCACAGGCAGCGCUUCAGGAAGUGUUCGGAUCCUUGGUUGCGGAGAACGGGCCGCUGAUGGACUUCGGAACGGGCUCCAACAUAGGCAAGCGCAACUCGGAGAAUCCACUGGGGCCCCUAACGAGCCGACCAGCCAAAACGGGCCGCCUCAACAACGGCCAAAAGGGCGGGCGCGGCAAAGGAGGGCGACCGUGGCAACAGCAGGGCAGACGCUUUGUUUCAGGGCCCAGCAACCAGCAGCCGCAGCAGCAGGAGGAGGUGAGCAUGGAAGACCUGUUGCGACUUCUAUCUUCGAUCAUCAUGCGACACGAAGACCAGCUGAAGAUUCUGAGACAAUCAACGGGUUGGGUGCUGUUCGCGAAAACAGCAUCUCCGUCCAUUGUACCGGGGAUCCUCAAGGCCUCCCUGAAGUGGAAGGACGACGUGGUCAAGCCGGACUGCAAGUUCGCACACGUGAGCUUGCGAGCAAUCCUCUUCUGGAAUCUGAUGGAGCAGAUGUUAACGGUGCUACAGGGUCUCACGCAGGAAACGAAGGCCAAGGCUGUGGAAGAGGGGUGGAUGAACAGUGCGGGUGCUUGGGUGUUUCAGGAGUGGUCGCACGAGAAGCACUGCCUGCAGAUCGACAGCUCCAGGGAUCCAACAACGACGGAGGAUCUCCUCAACAUCCUGCGCGAACUGAAGACGCUCGCGACCUCAGAGGUGAUCUCGGCGUUCUUUUCGAAUCGGCCGCUGACGGAACACAUGCAAGGACACAUGGUAGUGUUCCAGCUGGAUGUGUCGUUCAGAAAAGAGGUGGCGCAUCGCUUCUACGUGUUGCUGGAAGCUCUUCAAGGACAGGCCUCCCUUCAACUGUGCGGUGUCCAACUGCGCAAAGAGGGCUUCCGGAGAUCGCCGGCGGUGCAGAAGCUGGCAGAGAUGCUUCGUCAGCUGAUGUUCAACUUCGCUCUCCGCGGAUGGAGGUCACCGGCAAUACAACACGAUUGCGCAGAGUUCUUUUCACACAUCAUUGACCGCUUUGGCAUCACAGCAUUUGAAGGUGAGUGGGAAGCUCGUACAACAGUUGAGGACUCUCCGGGACAGUUUCGAUGUGAGCGCUCCGACACUGGUCAGUGCACGGAGGCGAUAUCAAUCGACCUACCUGCGGGGCGUGUGCAUACUGCUCAGUAUCUUCUACAUUGCUGGCACACGCAAGCUCACCCACAUGCCUUGAAGGUCGCACCGGCUCUUUUGCUGCUGCGCUUUUCUCGAUAUGUACAGGCGGGCCGAAGGAUCAGAAAAUGUGAUUGCAAGAUUACUUGGCCGCGACAACUUCACCUGCCACUUUUCAGGGGGAACGAUGAUCUUACAUCAGGCACGGUUGCCUACGAUGUGCUGGCCGCCAUCUCACAUCAUGGUCCCACCCUGAGUGCGGGCCACUAUACAACUUUGCUCCAUGCGGCAGGGGGCGAUCUUCAUUGCGAUGACAAUACCGCGCACAACGGAGUCCGGCCCUUUGGUGGUCGGGUGAAUGUGAACUUCUUCAUUUGGGGAUCCACAACUCUGCCAGCACAGGUCACUCCUGGGGUGACGAGAGUGACGGUCCAAUGGUUGUGGAAUGUUUUCUCAGGGAUAUCUGCUCUCAGUGCAAAAUCAGUGGAGCUUGCUAAUGCUUUCAGUGCGACCGUGCAUCAGCGUGACUCUUGA
This is a messenger RNA of Symbiodinium sp. CCMP2592, 1710 nucleotides long. Lineage: Eukaryota; Dinophyceae; Suessiales; Symbiodiniaceae. The record is from the annotation of a GenBank genome assembly.